CCGGUCCUUAUGCUACCGGAAACGCCACCAUCCCACAUUGCAUUGCGAAUGUGUUUGCUAUUAGCAUUAGCAUUUACCAUACUGUGGCGUUAGUGUUUUUGUAGGCAGGACGUGUUGGUUUAGUGAAUAAUAACCUACUUUUUAAAUUAAUAACGACUCUUAUUGUAUUAGGUACAGCACACGCAAACAUGGAGAUCGGUACAGAGAUAAGCAAGAAAAUACGGGCUGCUAUCAAGGGGAAGCUUCAAGAACUCGGUGCCUAUGUUGAUGAAGAGUUACCAGACUAUAUCAUGGUGAUGGUGGCCAACAAGAAGACUUCCCAGCAGAUGUCUGAUGACCUGUCCCUCUUCCUCGGCAACAAUACCAUCAAGUUUACUGUCUGGUUACAUGGAGUCCUGGAGAAGCUGAGGUCUGUGGCAGUAGAACCCGCGUCCCUGAGGCCUCAGCUGUACUCUGACACUGGCACCUCGUCAGGGAAGAGUGAGUGGAAGGGGGAGGAGUCAAAGGGCCUUGCGGUGUCCAGCUCGCGCUCUGAUAGGACAGAGGCCCGUGUGUCAAGCUCCGCCCAUGAGCACAGAAGGGUCUCCUCAGACAAAACCUUGUCCCGCCUCACCUCCACGGUCAAGCCCCUGAUGGACCCUCCCUCCUCCGAGGCCGUCAUCGACAUCAAGCCCGAGCUAGACGAUGACCUCAUCGGCGAGGACCCCGUGGACAUGGGCGUCCUCCCAGGUCGCCUGCGCGGAUCCACCUCCGGAGGAGGGCGGGCAUCAGCUCAGAUCUACAGGCCGCCCCAGGGCAGGUCCUCCUCGGGGACAGGCAGGUCGGCGGACGCCUAUAGGUCCUCAGAGGGGUCCUCGGGGUCACACAGCAGGCAGCAGCACAGCAGCUAUCACCUGGACAGUAGGAGCAGCAGAGACAGCAGGACAUAUAGAGAAGGAGGCAGCAGCAGGCAGCAGCAGCAGGAGGAGGCUUCGAGGAAGCGCAAAGCCCCGGUGGUGAGCUCCGUGGUGCGGGUGAACCAGGCAGCAGACGGGGGUCGAGACAGUGAUGAUGAGGAGGAGGAUGAUGAUGAGGAAGAUGAAGGAUACGGGGUCAAGAACUUGUCCAGCAGAGUGUCCCUGCCUUCCAAACCAGAACGCAAACCCUCCCUGCCCCCGGCCAAACAAGCCAACAAGAACCUGCUACUGAGGGCUAUGUCUGAGGCCCAGAUCUCUAUCAACAAGACUGCAGCCUACCUACCUAUACCACAGAGACAGACGGUUCCGGUGGCACCCAGGACGCGUUCAACCACUGACGAGAUGAACGCAGCCAUCCAGCUGGUUCAGGAGCACCUCCACGGCCUGGUCCCCAGGGGGCAGUCUUACACCCCCUCAGAGCCUCAGCCCCCCAGGCAGCUAGUAGUUCAGUCUCGGUCCCUGGCCUCUCGGCUGCAGUUAGACGUGCCAGAAGACAACAUGAGAGCGCAGCACAGUGACUAUUUAGCUCUGGAAGUGGCCGAGGGGAGUGUCCUGAAGCCGUUUGACACACGCUCCUUCAUCGUGAGGAGGCCUGAACUGGAGGAGGAGCUGGUUCCUGUCCGGAACAGACUGGGACAACUGGACAGGGUGCCUAUGACGAGUAGGCUGGGGUUAGAGGAGAUGCCACCACCUAUGAGGAGUGGACUGGAGGAAGUGGUACCUCCUAUGAGGAGUAGACUGGGACUGGAGGAAGUCGCACCUCCUAUGAGGAGCAGACGGGAGGAGACCACCGUGCCUAUGAGGAGCAGGCUGGGAGCCAUGGUCAAGGAGGAGAUCCAGCCAGCUACUCCACGCAUGGUGCAGCCAGCCAGCAGUGAGAAGGCUGAAGCUGCGGGGUCAGCCAGUCCUAAGUUCAUUGUGACCCUGGAUGGGGUUCCUAGCCCCCUGGGUAACCUAGGAGACUGUGACAUGGAAGCGGAUGACAGUUAUCCUAAACCAGCCAAGACCACCAUGCCUGACCCCUCCAUCCACCUCGGAACAAAACCCAAACUCAGCAUCCACCACAGACUGCAGGGAGAACCACAAUACCCUGAUGAGUUAGGGAUGGAGACUGAGGAGGAGGAGGAGGAGGCGGGUCCUGUGAAGAGACAGAAGGUUCUGGAGAGGUGUAAGUUCUGGCCCGUCUGUAAGAGUGGAGAUGAGUGCGUUUACCACCACCCUACCACUCAGUGCAAAACUUUCCCCAGCUGUAAGUUUGGGGACAAAUGCCUGUUCGUCCAUCCUAACUGUAAGUUUGACGGCAAGUGUUCCAAACCAGAUUGUCCCUUCACUCACGUCAGCCGCAGAGGACCUGCCCCCUACACCCCUCCAGUCAGACCAGUGCCUCCAGUCCAGACCAGCAGCGUUUGCCGUUUCUUCCCAGAGUGUAAGAAGAUGGACUGUCUCUUCUACCACCCCAAGCCUUGUCGGUUUGGAGCCCAGUGUAAACGCACUGGCUGCACCUUCUACCACCCCACUGCCUCGGUCCCUCCCAGACACGCCCUCAAGUGGACCAAGGCCCAGAGCAGCUAGACGACAAGAGUACCUGAGACUGACCGAGAUGAUGUGACGCUAUAGAACAGGGUUCUCCAACUGGUGGCCCACGGGCUGAAUUUGGCCCGCAGGUGAUUUUAUUUGCCCCCCCCCCCCACACGUUUUCUGAGCAAAAUAAAGUGUUUGUUAUUGGACAUUAGACUGUAAAAACACCAGCAUUUCAGCUUCAAGCAAUUUCUUUUUUUUAAACUUUGGGAGUGUGUUCCAAACUAUUCCCAUGCAUAAUGGAGAGAUCGGUUUGUAUACAAAAUGUAAGCAAAGUUAUGAAGUCAUUGUUUUAAGUCAAAUAUAUCUGUUUGGGCUUCUUUGCUGUCAAUUUUGCAGAGUCUACAAUUGUUUUCUGUUCCGACCCCCUGAACAUCCUUUUAGGAAAAUAAAUUUGCCCCGUGGCUGAAUCUUGUUGAUCCCUCUGUUG
Molecule: messenger RNA, 2964 nt
Organism: Oncorhynchus kisutch (coho salmon)
Lineage: Eukaryota; Metazoa; Chordata; Actinopteri; Salmoniformes; Salmonidae
Gene: zc3h14
Product: zinc finger CCCH-type containing 14
Exons: 18
Coding region: 189-2528 (779 amino acids)
Biological process (GO): regulation of mRNA stability
Cellular component (GO): cytoplasm; nucleus
Molecular function (GO): poly(A) binding
Source: RefSeq, a predicted model, not a curated record